AUGCGUCGCGCCCUGUUGGCGCGCCACGGCUUGUCCGAGACCGCGCUAGCGGGCUGCGGGAGGGGGCUUGCGGGCAGGUUGGGAGGCGCGGAAGAGGCGAGGCGAAGGGCGACCUGCUCCGCCAGCCAAACCGCCAGAGGUGCGACUGCCCAAGGCGCGCAGGGUGCCCAGGGCACCAAGCAGAACAAGCAGCCGAAAAACAAGAAUCAGGGGGCAUCUACUUCCAUAGAAGACAUCCGGGGUGUGCGCAUUGGAAAGGCCCAACAACUGCGCGAAGCUGGCCAAGAGCCUUAUGCGUACAGCUUUGACAGAACACACACUGCACAAGAACUCCAGGACAAAUAUGCUUACCUUGGUGCUGGAGAGGGGGCGGAGCUCAAUGAUGAAGUCAGUGUUGCAGGGCGUAUCAUGGCAUCCAGGGUCAUGGGGAAACUUGCAUUUGGGAGCCUGAUGGAUGAGAGUGGAACAAUUCAGCUAUACAUUGAAAAGAAGCAGUUGGAAGACUCACAGCCAGGCGGUUACCAGCAGUUGAAAAAGCUGAUCGAUGUAGGGGACAUCGUGGGAGUCCGUGGCGGUAUAAGGAAGACUGAGCGGGGCGAACUGUCUGUGGUGGCAACCACCCUAGUUGUCUUGUCAAAGUCGUUGCGACCGCUCCCAGACAAGUGGCACGGCCUCACAGAUGUGGAAAAACGGUACAGGCAGCGUUAUCUGGAUCUGAUUAUGAGUCCAACAGUGAGAGAUACCCUCCGAUCGCGAUCGAAGACGUUGUCCAACAUUCGAAGAUUUUUGGAGACAAGGGGCUUCCUUGAGGUGGAGACACCAGUGCUGGAAUCACUUGCUGGAGGAGCUGAUGCAGAGCCGUUUGUCACGUACCACAACGCCCUCUCAAAAACUCUCACGCUCAGAAUUGCAACAGAGCUUCAUCUGAAACGAAUGGUGGUGGGUGGCUUCGAAAAGAUUUUUGAGAUCGGGCGAAUUUUUCGAAAUGAGGGUGUGUCCACACGGCACAAUCCAGAGUUUACAUCAGUGGAGUUGUACCAAGCGUACACAGACUAUGAGGACAUGAUGGAUUUAACAGAGGAGAUGAUUAGGUCCUGUGUACAGGAAGUUCGUGGACAGAUGGAAAUUGAGUACCAGGGACAAAUCCUGGAUUUUUCUGGUCCUUUCCAAAGAGUGUCCAUGGAGGAUGCUGUGGAACAGCACGUUGGCAUCGACCUCAGUGUGUACAAAAACGAAGAGAAUGGAGGACUUGCUGAAGCCAAAGUUGCCCUUCAGAGCUCUCUCAGCGAACACAACAUUGGCACGGAGGGCAUGAACAAAAUAGCUGGGGCGGCCACGCUGGGCCUUUUGAUCAACGAGGUGUUCGAGGAGGUGGUUGAGGCAAGGCUAUGGCAGCCAACUUUUGUUGUGGACCAUCCCCUGGAUAUCUCGCCGCUGGCAAAGCCCCACAGGAGCAAGCCUGGCCUUGCAGAGCGCUUCGAGCUCUUUAUCGCAGGCCGUGAACUAGCGAACAGCUUCUCUGAGCUGACUGAUCCCUUGGAUCAGAGACAAAGGCUUGAGGCUCAAAUGCCUCAACAACGGCAGCAGAAGUUGAGAACGCAGCAGGAAUCAUCGAACGGAUCGGCUGACGGCACGGCCACCAAAGGGCUGGACUACCAAAUUGGCGUUGACGAGGACUUCCUUUUGGCCCUGGAACACGGGAUGCCUCCUACUGGCGGCAUGGGCAUGGGGAUCGACCGUCUUGUCAUGCUACUAACGGACAGCCCGAGCAUACGAGACGUCAUCGUGUUCCCGCUCCUGAAGUAG
Molecule: messenger RNA, 1806 nt
Organism: Ostreobium quekettii
Lineage: Eukaryota; Viridiplantae; Chlorophyta; Ulvophyceae; Bryopsidales; Ostreobiaceae
Source: the annotation of a GenBank genome assembly